AUGCAUGACGGAAGGCAGGUACAUGGCAUAUGCGACAUCGACAACUGCCCCGUUUUCAACGUCGAGACAAUCCAUCUAUGGCAAGCUCUAACCUUCCAUCGAAGACCAUCGUUCCAACACAACCAAUCUGUCAACACCAAAGGGACAUCGGCUGUCGACAGGGCCGGAGACCAGGACCAUGCCAAGCGCUGCCAUCCGCCAAGGUUGCUUUUCAGAACAGCCCCGGAACAUCCUACCUAUUUCCAGCGCCUAGAACUAAUCUCCACGGCCCCGGGCCUCUCUAGCGACUCGACACCGGAGACGGUAGACACGUGCUCACCCCGACUGCAGUCGCAAAGCCGCGCCUGUCAAGCUUGGGACAAAGAAUUGGAACCUCCUUCCACCCUGAAGAAGAAAAACGCCCAAUUAAUGAGGGAUGACCAGGUUUCUAUUCACUCCCUCCGAACUUACACCAAUUUAUCCUACCUCGAAAUUUCUGUAAAAACUGGCUUCACUUUCCGUCAAGUCCAAAAAACCUACGUUGGACCUCUCACUCUUCAAAAGAGAAAACCAAGAAAAAGCCUUCUCCAAAUCCCUCAAAAGAACGCCCUAAGAAAGUAG
Molecule: messenger RNA, 600 nt
Organism: Neurospora tetrasperma FGSC 2508
Lineage: Eukaryota; Fungi; Ascomycota; Sordariomycetes; Sordariales; Sordariaceae
Exons: 4
Coding region: 1-600 (199 amino acids)
Source: RefSeq, a predicted model, not a curated record